AUGCCGUUUGCCGCGUUUGUGCAUGAAUCAUGGCAUGCGUUCUUCAAGGCGCUUCGCGGAACCUUCAAGAUUCCAUCGACCGAAGCAAUCGGGGGCGAUUUGAUGCGAUCAGAAUAUGCACUGACAAUGAACGACGUUCUGCUCGCUCUCGCCAAGAAUACUCUCAUCUGCUUCACGCUGGACGGUGCCACGAACUUUUAG
Molecule: messenger RNA, 201 nt
Organism: Aphanomyces invadans
Lineage: Eukaryota; Oomycota; Saprolegniomycetes; Saprolegniales; Verrucalvaceae
Exons: 1
Coding region: 1-201 (66 amino acids)
Source: RefSeq, a predicted model, not a curated record